AUGUAUGAGUUGAAAACUUCUAAUGUUGGUACUAGUGUGUUCCAAGUUUUGAAACCACACAUUUCACGCUCAAUUCCUCAAUUUCAUAUAUUUUACAUCAAUUUUGUUGCAUUGAGACAAGGAUUCCUCCAUGGGUGUAGAAGGGUGCUUGGCUUAUAUGGAGCUUUCCUUAAAGGGUAUUGCAAGGGUGAACUACUUAGUGCAACAACAAGGGAUGCUAAUAAUCAAAUGUUUCCGGUAGCAUGGGCAAUUGUAGAGUCUGAAUCCAAAGAGAGACUAGUGCCUGUGAUACCUCAACUUCUCCCUAAGGUUGAGCAUAGAUUAUGCGCUAGACACAUAUUCACGAAUUGGACCAAGAUUAUAAAAGGGGCACCGUUACAUAAGCUAUACUGGAGGGCAGUGAAAGCAUACACUAAAGUUGACUUUGAAGAUGCUAUGCAAGAGCUAAAGCAACAGAGUCCUAAAGCUUAUGAAGAGAUGUGCGCAAGAAAUGUUAAUAAAUUUUGCAGAUUCUUCUAUAAGACAUGGGAAAGCAAUAUAACGUGUACCAACAUGGCAGAAACAUUCAACUCAUGGAUCCUUGAAGCUAGGGAGAAACCAAUUCUAACAAUGCUAGAAGAAAUAAGAAGACAAGUUAUGUCAAGGAUGGUGGACAAGAAAUCACAAGUUGCUAAAGGCAUAGGCAUUGUCACCCCCCAGAAUCCGAUCGCAGUUGAAGGAUUUUAG
This is a messenger RNA of Spinacia oleracea (spinach), 726 nucleotides long. RefSeq lists its product as uncharacterized. The record is from RefSeq and is a predicted model, not a curated record. The transcript is spliced from 2 exons. The coding region runs from base 1 to 726 and encodes 241 amino acids. Lineage: Eukaryota; Viridiplantae; Streptophyta; Magnoliopsida; Caryophyllales; Amaranthaceae.